Molecule: messenger RNA, 798 nt
Organism: Colletotrichum godetiae
Lineage: Eukaryota; Fungi; Ascomycota; Sordariomycetes; Glomerellales; Glomerellaceae
Exons: 2
Coding region: 1-798 (265 amino acids)
Source: RefSeq, a predicted model, not a curated record
AUGAAUCAGGCCCCAUCCGACAGUACCGAAGACAGCAAAGGAAGGCCACUCGUAGAACGUGUAGGCACCCAAGGUUACGUUCACAUCCAUGUUCUACACAAACAUACUCACCAAACCGUCAACGGCGAACUCAAGUCGCCCGAAUCCCACGCGCCUCCAAGCUCCCCAACAUCGAAAAAAUGCCCGGCGCCCUGCAAGCAGACAUCGCGCGCGAAGUCAUUUACCUACCACCCCCCCUCCCGGGGCCGUCCUCCAAUGCGCUCACAAUAUCCCCCAUCCCAAAUCUCGAUCCCUCCAACAUCGAAUUCUCCAAAAACCCGGAAUCUAACCUCCCCCCUAGUCCCUUCCUCCCCAUCAUCCAUGCAUACGAAGCCAUGUAUGAAUCACAAAACACCCUUCCCAGCAAUACCAACAUCCUCAGAAAAAGAAACCCCCGGGAUGACCCAAGCUUUCACAAGCAAUAGCAUAAAACUCCAAAAAUCCAACAAGAUCAGACGAACCACCAACCGUUUGACGCGUACGGGAGAUGAGAUGAUGUGUACUUCCCACAUGGUCAGAAAGGCCAGCACGAUCCCUGCCCUGUGCCGACACAGACCAACGAAUAUCCUCGUUCCAUCAACACACGCACACAUAAAAUCAACCACAACCUCUAUCAACCUCUCCAAGAUCCAAGGCCCCAACUCCAAAGGACCAACAUUGGAAAAAGCAUGGUCCGGGCCCCUACCCAACCUUCCCGCCGUGACGCUCCGGCCGCCCCGGGUGGAUUUCUUUUGGGGGAUCUCGCAUCAUGCCCCAUGA